AUGGCAGAUAUAGUGGAUGAUAAACAAGGCCCAACACGAAAGCCUCAUCGAUGCCUUAAAGGAAACUUUGCACCAAUUCAACGACAACUCGACCUAGAGCCGUGCACAUACUCGGGGGAAAUUCCCGUUGAGCUCCAUGGUGGCCAGUAUGUUCGAAAUGGCGGGAAUCCGACCUUUGGAGACGAUCUCACCGACCAUGCUCAUAUGUUCGACGGUGACGGGAUGCUAGCUGGCGUCUUAUUUCGAGUAUCUGAAAAUCCCCGAGAAGUUGAGCCCUAUUUUGUCAAUAGGUAUAUCUUGACCGAUGUUUACCUUGCUACAAAAUCAAUGCCACGAGUCUCUUCUUCGAUAUUGCCAAGUAUCGCGACCUUGAUCCAUCCAUUCGCCUCUACAAUUUCAACAUUCUACCAGCUUUGCCGCUUUGUGUUUCUCAUCCUUUGGUCCCACUUGACGUUUUACGGAGUACCAGUGCGGAGAAUAAGUGUUGCAAAUACGGCAAUCCUUUACCAUGACAAGAGGACAUUGGCAACAUGUCAGACUGGACCGCCGAUGAGGGUGCAGUUGCCAAACUUGGAUACCGUUGGCUGGUAUAAUGGAAGUUCAGCCGAGAAUGAGUAUAAAACUCCUACUUCCGGUAAAGAUUUACUUGGUCGCAAUGGACUUUUUGGGUUUUUGAAGGAUUGGACGACGGCACAUCCACAUGUCGACCGAAUCACCGGUGAGCUUAUAUCAUUUCAGUCAUCUUUUAUGCCUCCAUUUGUCUGGUACUCUAUCAUUCCACGUACAAGUGAAACAAAAUCUCAGCAAUCGCCAUUACAUUCCGCCAUACCAGGCAUAUCGAGCCCAAAGAUGAUGCAUGACUUUGGCGUUUCAUCCAAACACACGCUCAUAAUGGAUCUUCCAAUGUCAUUGGACCCCAUCAAUAUGCUGAGAGGAAGACCCAUCAUUCAUUAUGAUCAGGAUUCGCCGUCACGAUUUGGCAUUUUCCCCCGUCACAAUCCUGCCAUGGUUCGAUGGUUUGAAUCAGAAGCUUGCUUCAUUUUCCAUACCGCCAGCACUUGGGAUGAACAUUCCCCAAAGUCUGAUAGCGACGGCGAAGUGGAAGCAGUAAACAUGGUUGCAUGUCGCUACACUAGCGCUGAAAUGCUAUAUUCUUUGGGGGCCAUCAAUACAAGCUCGAUUACGAAGGCCCCCAAGGAACAAGGGAGUGACAGUCGACUAUACUACUACAGAUUUUUGCUGUCGGACCACACCCAGAAUCGAAUUACUCACCAGUGGGCUCUGUCUGCUAUCCCCUUUGAGAUGCCGGUUGUCUCACCCUCCACAGAUACGCCGAGGUUCAUAUACGGAUGUUCUUCGAAAAGUGAAAUGUUUGGAUCGAGUACAGGCGAGCCCAUGAAGAAUGAUUGCCUUGUCAAGGUCGAUAUCAAAAUCUUGAUUCGUCAAGGAAUCGAAAAAGAAAAGAAAGGAGUCUUCGGCUGCGUGGAUGAGAGAUCCAUCGGCGAGAUACUGAAAAGCGAAGGCAUUUCAGAUUGUAUCAAUGUGUUCCAAGCCCCGGAAGGGUGGUAUGCCCAAGAACCUUUGUUUGUUCCUCGAAAUAAUGCGCAGUCUGAAGAUGAUGGGUACAUUUUGACUCUCAUGUUUGACGAGUCCCAGCUAAGGGAAGACGGACGUGCUUUGGAUGACGCCAGAAGUGAGUUGUGGAUUAUCAAGGCCAGCGAUAUGACAACUGUGGUGGCGAGGAUUUUUCUUCCGCAGAGAGUGCCUUAUGGAUUUCAUGGCAACUGGUUUACGCGCGAGCAGAUUGAAAGACAAAGACCCUAUCAGUCUUCGCGCAUGGAACGGUAG
Molecule: messenger RNA, 1848 nt
Organism: Penicillium odoratum
Lineage: Eukaryota; Fungi; Ascomycota; Eurotiomycetes; Eurotiales; Aspergillaceae
Product: carotenoid oxygenase family protein
Exons: 3
Coding region: 1-1848 (615 amino acids)
Biological process (GO): carotene catabolic process
Molecular function (GO): carotenoid dioxygenase activity
Source: RefSeq, a predicted model, not a curated record